CGGUACACAGCACAAAUCGACUUGAUGUACAACACUCACUUGACUGAUUGAUUCAGCUGUGCACUUUCAGCAUGUGGAGGUGCCGAUCCCGUCGCCCAAGAAAGGCGAGCUGCUGCUCAGGAUGGAGGCGGCCAGCAUCAACCGGGUGGACUGGAAUUUCCAGAACGGCAAGGCGCGGCCCGUCUUGCCCAGCAAGUUCCCCUUCAUUCCCGUCUGCGAGCUCGCCGGCGAAGUCGUGGAGCUGGGCGCCGGAGUGAGCGGCUUCAGCCAGGGCGACAAGGUCAUCGCCGUCAACUUCCCGGGCGGCGGCGGGCUGGCCGAGUACGCGGUGGUGCCGGCGUCGCAAGCGGCGCUGAGGCCGGCAGAGGUGUCCGCGGUGGAGGGCGCCUGCCUGCCGAUCGCCGCGUUCACGGCGCUCGCCGCGCUCAGGACGGCCGGGGUCGGCCUCGACGCCGGCGAUGGCCCUCCCAAGAACGUGCUGGUGACCGCGGCCUCGGGCGGCGUCGGCACCUUCGCCGUGCAGCUGGCGAGCCUCGCGGGCCACCACCACGUCACGGCGACCUGCGGCGCGCGCAACCUGGACCUCGUCCGGAGCCUGGGGGCCGACGAGGCGCUGGACUAUGGCACCCCGGAGGGCGCCGCGCUGCGCGGGCCGUCCGGCCGGAAGCACGACGCGGUGGUGCACUGCGGGGAGGGGUUCCCGUGGUCGGCCUUCGAGCCGGCGCUGGCCGACGCCGGCGGCGUGGUGGUGGACCUCACCCCGCGCCUCGCAUCCGUCGCCGUCGCGGUGCUCCAUUGGGUGUUCUUCUCCAGGAAGAAGCUGGUGCCGCUGAUCGCGGCUGCCAAGAAGGAAGACAUGGAGGCGCUGCUGGGCAUGGUGAGUCAGGGGAAGCUCCAGGUGGUGAUCGACUCGCGGUACCCGCUGAGCAGGGCGCACGAGGGCUGGGCCAAGAGCAUGAGCGGCCACGCCACAGGCAAGGUCGUCGUCGACAUGGGCAUCGCCGAUGCCAGAGAGUGAUGAUGCUAGUACUACAAUACGUAACUUAUACAGUAAGUACAAAGCAAAAUAGUUGGAACUUGUUAGCUUGUAAUGUUCUUGUAAAGUACCGUUGCGCAACAAGCAUCCACUGUGUGAGCA
Molecule: messenger RNA, 1138 nt
Organism: Triticum aestivum (bread wheat)
Lineage: Eukaryota; Viridiplantae; Streptophyta; Magnoliopsida; Poales; Poaceae
Product: chloroplast envelope quinone oxidoreductase homolog
Exons: 2
Coding region: 122-1018 (298 amino acids)
Molecular function (GO): oxidoreductase activity
Source: RefSeq, a predicted model, not a curated record